UGCACUUAUCCUCUUAGCCUGGGCACUGCGCUCAUCACUAGAAUUGAUAAGUAGCUACAACUCUUUUUAUCGUCUGUCUAGAGUCUCAUUACAGUCUAGUAGAGUUCGUUGUGAUUAUUUAACAUCCUCUUCUAGUACGGUAGUGCUUAUGGUUCGUCCUCUACGAUUCUUGUAGGUCCUAGUACUCUCAUCUUCUACGUUACAGUCUUCGUAUUUCCAUAUCCCGUUUUUUGAAUUUUUCCCUUGAAAAAAAAUAUCAUAUUAGUCCUAUCCUAUCCUAACUUUCUUCUUUUCUCUACUCCUUUUAAGUUAGCACACGUCCAAAAUGUCGGAUAUGACGGCAGAAAAAAGCGAACGAGCCACGACGGCAGCUACGAGCGAAAGAGGAUCUGCACCAUCGAUUUCUGUCGCAGGAGCUUAUGAACAAGAACUCAAACACAACUUAUUCAUGCUGUACUAGCCUGGUCAGUGCUCGCGCUCAUCAUCUUAGACUCUGUUGAAGUUAGUACUAAUCGAAUUGUAGAAAUUAUGACCGAGUAACUGCCUGCGAAAUACGGGACGUAGAUUUGAAAGACAGCUCUUCCUCGAGUAUCUCGGUUAUUCUCGCUUCACUUUAUCGAGUAGUGGGUGGCACUUGCUCACUUCAGUCCAUAUCGAGCAGCUUCAUAUUUCUUUGUUCGCCCCCUACUUGUAAAUCACUGAAAUAAGUCAGAGAGGUACUUAAAUAUAUUUCUUUUUCGGGAAGUUCUAAACUGUUGUUCAGCAGGCUUGAAUUUAUGAAUGAAUCAAUUGAAUUGGUAUCUAUUUAGUGGAUUUCACUAGACUUGAAUUUUUUUAGAUCAUGUUCAUCGCCGCUCUAAUGAUAUAAUAACGAUCGCGAUCCGGUCACAGAGGACUGGAAUUCGACUCGUACGGGGUUGUCGCUAACCGCGACAAUUUUCACCAUUUUUGACAUUUUCAUUUAAGGCUUGAGACCUCUAUCGAAGGAGAUUCUUUUGGUGGAGAGAGAUGAAGCAUCAUUUUUGACUUAGUAAUCAAUGAUUGAUCAUGGACAACUAGUCAGGUUUACUUCUUCACUAAAAGUAAGAUGUUUGUUGUUCUCCUAGUAGUCAAUCUGAGUUGAAUGUAAUAACGAGGUCUAAAUUCUCACCCCGACUAUGGGUGCCUUGCCGAUCGUUCUGUGGUUCGGAGGCGCGACCACUCAGUACCUUCAAAGUGACAGUGACGGUGUGCACUUAUGAAGCUCCAUUUAUUUUAGUAGAAAGCUACCACUUAUUUUUCUUUCAUUUUUCUGUAAUUUACAUGUUGUACUCAAGUAAUACUUAUUAAAAAACAAUAAUGGUCCUUGGAUCUUCUUUUUCUAUAGUUGAAAAAGAAAUUAAUAACUGUAAGUAUGAAUGGUUCCGGUAUUUGGUAACCUGAGUUUGAUCCUAAGGGAAAACAAGAAGAGAACCCUUAGGAUCAAAUUCAGGCUAUACCAAAUACCAGAACCAUACAGUGCUCCAGAGGUUCCAUCCCAUAAUGUAGUACAACAAGCACAAGACAACUACUAGGAGCAGUUUAACAUUUUAUAAAAUCCAUAAGUGAGGUGGAGCUACCACUUCUUAGAAGAGAAUACAUAAGUAUGCUCAAUUAUACGUAGCUAACUACUUGCUUUCUAGUAGCAACGAACUUCAAUACAACUAGCAUUUCCUGUAUUAACUCUACUAGGGUUUCUUGUAUUAACCCGACUGGGAGUUAGGGUUCAAUACAACUAGCUAGAAUUAAUACAACAAGGAACGACACUAGUUGUAUUAAUUCUAGGUACAACUGGGAAUUGUUCCAGGUAGUAGGUUGUACCAAACAGAUGCAUGAUCAUGAAGAACAACUACAGUUACAAGGUCUUUUACGCCCGAUAAUUAGAUGAUUUUUUUACUAAAAGUAUUCUAUUUACUAGAAGUGUAGUUCGGUCUUCUAUUUAUUUGCUAUUUACACUACAGCUGUCGCCCGCAACCUCCUGGUGCUGUACUUGCUCAAAGAUCAGGGACAACGACGGACAACAUCUCUCCUAUAAAUGCUAUACAACCUAUAUUUUUUAUUCGUUCGUCAGCCUUCGGCCAUUCUCCAAAAAGAAGGCCUCUCCCCGUCUACCGUAGCUGCUCCUGUGGGAUAAUACAAUAGAAGAGUCUGAAAAAAAGCCUACAUAGCUAUACUCCAUCCAACAUUGGGAUUUUAGGAUCCUUGAAAUUUCUAAUCAUGUAUUUCCGGGACUGCUUGAUUGUCGAGAAAUUUUUUACGAUCCUCCAAGGCUGCCUCCAGCUUUACGUCGCUGGAUGCUUUUGCCAAUGCUUAAGGCGGGUUGAAGCAUUCUUUUUUAUUCUAGGUAGGGUUAUUGGGUACAUGAUUGUUUAUUCUUGACUUGAUCAUCUAGCACAGAAUGGAGUAGCGGCUGCGUCUGCAGUGAACAACUCAAUAUUUAUUUUUUGUUCACGGCACGCACGUUGUUUUUUCGAAGAUACUUGCGCAUGCCCAACUAGAACUUAUGCCUCACUUCUGACAAGCAUUGUUUCAACGACAUUCUCAUAUUAUCUGGGACAUCUUCAGGGGAACAACUUGAACUACUUUUUGAAUUAUAUAAUUUUUAUAAGAUAUUAGAUCCUACGUGCAAACUAACAGAGUCAAAAAUGAAUGGCUUCAAACUUUAAGUAAUUGCAGCUGUAUCAAGCCGAGGCCCUACGUGGAACAUCCGGUGAAGUUAAGAGUGUGCUUCGGUCUCGCGGUUGCCCUCAUGGUUAAGAACAGUCCGAAGAGUGCUUUUUUUCGUGGUGCGUACAUCAUUUCAUCUGUGCAGCUGUACUAGUUUCUUUGUGAUUAAUUGACAAGAAGGUUGACACAGACACACAAGGGUGUUAUAUAUUUUAACACUCUUGCGACAUUUCGUGAAAAAAAUGACUUGCGUGUGUGUAAUAUAUUAUAAUAUAGUUCAGCACCAACUGUAAUUUCUGCCGAUCCCGUGCUACUUCAGGCGCAGGGCGAAGGUAUAGCGUACUUAGUCGCCCCUCUUCCUUGCUCCUAAAUUUGAUUAUAUAUAAAUCAGCAGGCUCGUAUGCAAUUAGUGCACCCGUGACGCAAGGAGGCUAAUUUACUCCACCUGCUGCCAGUUUGCGAACUGGAUAAAACUGCGGCCACUCUUCUAGCCGCCUCAGGAUACAAAAAAACAAAAUGAGGCGGGAGCCCAUCUAGAAUGUGAAUCUGAGCGGAUAGCUAGAUAAGUACAGUUCCCCUUGAGACAGCGAGUACUAGUACAGUUAGAAUCCCCCUGGCCCUGGUGCGUCACAUAAUCUAGGUGCUGGCAUGCUGGCUAGUGAUAGGCUCAAUGGAAUCAGAGGAAUCCGAGAGUACUCGGACAGCCAGAAUCCUCUUCAAGUGACUCAAAGUUGAAGCUUCCCUCAGUUGGAGGCGCUGCGUCUUCUAAGAAACUUUGGUGGAUUUCUCUCGUGAAGAGUGGUUUCGAGAUCGGCGCGCAGCCUCCUCUUCCCGAUAUCCGAAUACAGCUCACCAUCAUCCUUAUGGGCUAAGCACUUGAAGAAGAAGAAGAAUAUUAAUUUUAGGUCUAGAAAGUGCUUUACUAGUUAAAAAUAUUAUUUUUAACUAGUAAAGCACUUUCUAGGCCCUACGAAUGGGUAUACGGUUACCCCUACUACUACUGCUACUACUACUCGAAGAAGAAGAGUUUACUUCUAAGCGAUGUGAGUAUAGGGUCACUACAUGUUCUGCCUGGUCUCGUCCCAUCUUCCAUCUAUUAAAAGAGCUAUAAUGGCUAAAAAUUUUUGAAAAGGUUUUUGGAGGGAUUAUCGCGUGAAGAAGGGGGUUAGGGAGGCCAAUCCCUUUGCAAGCCCUUGCGAACCCCUAUGAAACCCCCUCGCCAGAUCGGAAGCGGCAACGCCAGGGUCUGGAUAGCGUGGGCCGCUUCGGUCUUUGUUCCAUCUUCUUCAUAUGCUCGACGGCGGCCGCCAAGGGUCAGGCGUUCUGUGCCCGCGCUUUGCCUUUGGGUUUGGGAUACAGUCGGCUUUUUUUUGUUUUGUAUUAUUGUAUAGUUUCACAAAAUGCUUGAAGCAGUAACUUUACAGGAGCAGUGGUUUGGGCGCUUGCCUUUACACGACAUAUCUGCUACAAGCAACUACAAGACUUGCAAGUUACACUCUCCCACAACUUGUCUCCCACAACUUGUAUGUAAGAACAAUCACUACGACUACUUGAAUACCCCGACAUGGACAUCGCAACCUGGCCCGAUCGGAGCGAUGUCACUAGGCUCACCCUUCCGACGGUCUUGGCAUCCAAAAAAAAACGAUCGGGACCCCCUGAACCUUGAAUCUUGGACCCAACUUCUAAGCUCAAGGUGGUGCAUCUGCUGCUCCGGGCCACAACGUUACGUGUAGAAGGGUUCUUUUCUCAUCUGUCCAGUCUAGAAGUAUCUUCGUCUGCGGAUGUUGAUCUCUCUGAGGAUAUCUCCUCAUCUUGUCAUUCACUCACUGUUGAAAAAGAAUCUUCACGCACUGAUUGACUGACUCAGUGUCCAAUUCACAAUGAUCGGCUCAUGAUGACGCGUCCUAGAUUUUCCACGUUGUAGCAAGGCUCUCUACGUCGUGAGGCCAUAAGCCUAAGUCGUGAGAUCAUAAGCCUAGGUCGUGAAGUACGCCUCUAGAUUAGGUACCAUGAGCAUCAUUAUCAUCAUCAUCAGAGAAACUUCUAGCUCUAAGAAAUCUGCGCUAUCUCUACCAAGCGAUUCAAGAAGCGGAAUCUGGAAUCAUGGUUGCGGAUGUUAUUAUGGACCAGGAUACAUAGAAUCCCAGAAUCCCAAGUGAUCCUAAGAGUGACUAAAUGUGAUCCCAUGGUCGAGUAACUAAGUGAUCGCGCGUCGUAAGGGUGAUUAAGUGAGUAGGUCUUGGGUCUGAGUUUAGUUCGACUCUGUAGCCCAGCGCCGUCGCUCGUCAGACGGCCGCACGCAGUUAAUUUAACUAUUCCAACCAAGGAAUAGUAGGCAGUUAAUCUAACCAGUUCUAAAGAUUGGUUAAGUGACUAAGUGAUCUUCUCAAGAGUCGUGCUACUUGUAGGUGACACGCUUCCCUUGUGAAGCUGGUGACAGGCUUCAAUCCACCUCUUCAGCAGAGUGGGAUUGCUAUCCUAUUAUGUCCUACCCGAUCUGAUAGAUCGUCUUAUCCAAUCCUAGUAUCCUAUGUUUUUAGCUAUAUCUUCUAUCAGCAGCACGUGGCUGCACAUAUUCACCCGAGGAUGCAGGUCAAACUGUGGACGGUGAAUCAAAUCCUACCCUAUCCUAAGUAUCAUCUUCUAAUCUUGACGGCAGCCCGGUCGUCGAAGGCGGUCCAUCUGGUGCAGGAGUCAGUACUACUCCUACCGAUACCUCUGCUUUUGGUCCUGGUACCACAGCGGACAAAACAAACUACGGCACAGUCACGACUUCUCUCGUCUGAGGACUGAGAAGCGAAGAGAAGAAGAUACAUGAACAUGAUAGAGAAUUCAUCUUCAGUGUUAUUUGGAAAAUGGAUUUUGUCAUCGUCCGUAGAGAGCUGCUACAACACCCCAUGAAAAAUUCCAUGAAUCUAAAGAUGCAUUUAUUUCACGUUCUUGACUCAUAACCACGCUGACACGUAUGACAUCAUAACUAUCGUGAGUUUCUGCAUUAUUCCGCAUACCCAAAUUGUUCGACAUCAGAAGAAAUAUAAUGCCUUUUUUUGUUCACAAUCAUACGUUAAUGAUGUUCUUACUACAUUAUGCUAUUACAAUAAAAUGCUUAGCUUAUGAAAUGACACAAAGUAGAUAUUGAUAUGUUCUUCUUCAUCACACUACUAAUAGUACAACAAGAACAAU
Messenger RNA from Amoebophrya sp. A25, 5868 nucleotides. NCBI's taxonomy places the organism in Eukaryota, Dinophyceae, Syndiniales, Amoebophryaceae. The record is from the annotation of a GenBank genome assembly.